This is a messenger RNA of Lindgomyces ingoldianus, 1061 nucleotides long. RefSeq lists its product as uncharacterized. The transcript is spliced from 3 exons. Gene Ontology annotation, molecular function: acyltransferase activity, transferring groups other than amino-acyl groups. NCBI's taxonomy places the organism in Eukaryota, Fungi, Ascomycota, Dothideomycetes, Pleosporales, Lindgomycetaceae. The record is from RefSeq and is a predicted model, not a curated record. Bases 174 to 1061 code for a protein of 295 amino acids.
UGCAUAUAUGAGAAGAGCUAGAAUCGAGACAUGAUGCUUUGACCCAGAGCCACUUGUUUCAGAGUUCGGUGUGCCAUCUGAUCCGAUAUCACAUUUCACAUCUUGGUAGACCUAAAGUACAUUAUAAUUACAUUAUAGCCAUAUCUUUUCAGACUGCCAGCCAACGAAUCACAAUGUCAGCUACUCCCAUGGUAGAAGAUGCAGACUUCAUGGUUCGCCCCGCUGUGUCGGUGCAGGAAGCACGAGAGGUGUGGUGGCCUUUGAUGAAAGAAUUAGGAUGGAAUCGAGACUACGACGACGCCGCCACCCACUACCACGUCUCCCGAAACGGCUCGGGCUGGCUCAUCCUCAUCCCCAGGGAAACAGGAAAGCCCGAGGGCUGUGUUGUGGCAUUCACAUAUCCUAAUGGCACUGGGUGGGUUGGAUUUUUCAUCGUCAAUGCGGCAUAUCGAGGAAACGGAUGGGGACGGGCUCUGUGGAAGGCGCUAGAAGAGUCUUACAACACGACCAGCACUGCUAUCGUUGGGUUGGAUGGUGUUGAAGCGCAGGUCAACACGUAUAGACGGCGGGGUUUUGAAGACAUGGCUAGAAUUAAGCUCAUGGUGCGACCGUCGCUGGUUGAGAAACCUCUUGCUACCGCGCGUCCCAAACCUGGCGGAGAAGAGCAGAUUGUGGAUAUACGAGAUGUGGAUACAAAGGCACUCGCUAAACUAGAUCUAGCGCAUACAGGCCUCGAAAGGACCGCGUUGUGGACACAAGACGCACUCUUCUUCCGAAAAGAUGCAUUUGGCCAUGCCCUCCUGUCGAAUUCCCAUGGCACAACCAAGCUAUCCGGCUUUGUGCUUGUUCGACGCUGUGAACAUGGGCAUCGUUUUGGUCCACUCUACGCCGGGACCUACGAUCAAGCCUUGCUAUUACUACAGACGUCCAUGGAGGCGAUCCAAGAGUCAAAGGGAAGCAUGAUAGCGGAGAUCUUUGGUAGCCAUCCUGAGGGCAUGAAGGUAUUCGAAGAGCAGGGUUCCCAACCGUACGUACUACGAGUCGUAGUAUACGACCCGUAA